Aspergillus tanneri is the source of this 858-nucleotide messenger RNA. RefSeq names its product diphthine synthase (gene dph5). Gene Ontology annotation, biological process: protein histidyl modification to diphthamide. The coding region runs from base 1 to 858 and encodes 285 amino acids. The transcript has 3 exons. The record is from RefSeq and is a predicted model, not a curated record. Gene Ontology annotation, molecular function: diphthine synthase activity. Lineage: Eukaryota; Fungi; Ascomycota; Eurotiomycetes; Eurotiales; Aspergillaceae.
AUGCUCUAUCUUGUGGGACUGGGUCUUGCUGAUGAGAAGGACAUCACGGUCAGAGGCUUGGAGGUGGUCAAAAAGGCCGAGCGGGUCUACCUCGAAGCAUACACAAGUAUUCUCCUCGUGAACAAAGACAAGCUAGAAGCUUUUUAUGGACGUCCUGUGAUUGAGGCCGACAGAGAACUAGUCGAAACUGGCAGCGAUGAUAUCCUUGCUGGAGCAGACAAGGUGGAUAUUGCGUUUCUAGUGGUUGGUGAUCCGUUUGGCGCCACAACGCAUACCGAUCUCGUUCUGCGAGCUCGUGAAUUGGGCAUCGAGUCCAAGGUCAUCCCCAACGCAUCAAUCAUGUCAGGCAUUGGCUGCACAGGACUGCAGCUCUACAACUUUGGACAAACUGUCAGCAUGGUCUUCUUUACGGAGACCUGGAAGCCCUCUUCCUACUACGAUCGAGUCAAAGAAAAUGUUCAGUUGGGUUUACACACACUCGUCCUUCUCGAUAUUAAGGUGAAGGAACAGUCACUGGAAAAUAUGGCCCGAGGACGCUUGAUCUACGAACCCCCGCGCUACAUGACAGUUGCGCAGUGCGCAGGCCAGAUGCUGGAGACUGAGGAAGAGCGCAAAGAGGGGGUUUUCGGACCAGAUAGCCUUGCUGUCGGAGCGGCGCGCGUUGGAGCGCCCGACCAGAAUUUGGUCGCAGGUACCUUGAAGGAAUUAAGUGAGGUGGAUAUGGGACAACCACUACACAGCCUUGUGUUGCUGGGCAGGAGGGCGCAUGACUUGGAAAGGGAUUACAUCCGUCGAUUCGCUGUUGAUCAAGCGACUUUUGACGCGAAUUGGCAGAAGGGAUAUGGAUCCAGUCACUAA